Messenger RNA from Pimephales promelas (fathead minnow), 1902 nucleotides. The record is from RefSeq and is a predicted model, not a curated record. NCBI's taxonomy places the organism in Eukaryota, Metazoa, Chordata, Actinopteri, Cypriniformes, Leuciscidae.
UGGCGUCGAAGAAUUCUCUUGAAAUCUUGGGAAAAGUACAGGGUGCAGCUGUAAAUCAAGUCUCUAAAUCAUAUCUUGGAAGCAAAGGACGACGGCAGUUUAGACAUGGAAAUGAGAAUCCAAAACUGAAAAAUUAUCAGGAAGGGGACAGUGAACAGAGAUGUUAUCGUUGUGGGGGAGGGGGACACUCACCUCAGGAAUGCCGAUUUAAAAAUGAGAAAUGUCAUGCAUGUUCCAAGACAGGGCACAUUUCCAGAGCAUGUCGGAAUAGGAGACAGACUGCCAAGGCCCAGUAUGUGGAAACGGAGGAUCACAAUGUAGACGGUGAAGAUGACCCAUUAGGGGUCUUUACAGUUUACAUGGUAUCCAGUGGGGAUGGAGGCAUUAAAAUUAAUUUGAAAGUAUGUGAUGAGGACAUUAGUAUGAAGUGUUGCACCAGAAUAUGUUUCCGCAUUUACCCAUUGAAAAGUCCAACAUCAGAUUAAAAUCGUACUCAGGAGAAAUCAUUCCCCUUCUUGGCUGCGUUCAGGCACCAGUGCAGUACGGGGACCAGAAAGCUACACUGCCCCUCAUCAUAGUGAAAGGAAACAGGCCGGCUCUGUUUGGUCGAAAUUGGUUGGAAAAGCUAAAGCUGGACUGGAGGAAUAUUUUCACAGUUGAAAAAGGAACGAAACAUGGCGACCCGGAAUUACAAGCAGUGCUGCAGCGCCACUCUGUGGUGUUUUCGGAGAAGGCCGGUGCCAUAGAGGAAUUCAGAGCAAUUAUAAGAAUGCAGCCGAAUGCACAGCCAGUCUUUUGCAAAGCCCGGCCAGUGCCGUAUUCAUUGAAGGAGGCUGUGGAAAAAGAACUGGAUAGGUUAGAAAAAGAGGGAAUAGUUUCCAAAGUGGAUCAUAGUAAAUGGGGGGCCCCGAUCGUAGUUGUACCGAAGGCUGAUAAAUCCAUCCGCAUCUGUGGGGAUUACAAGGUCACAAUAAAUAACCAGCUGGAAGUAGAGACGUACCCUCUGCCCAACACUGAGGAUUUAUUUGCGACCCUAGCAGGAGGGAAGUGGUUCUCAAAGUUAGACCUUUCGCAUGCUUAUCAGCAGUUGAGAUUGGACAAAGACUCUGAAGAGUAUUUAACCAUUAAUACUCACAGAGGACAGUACCGAUACCAUCGUCUUAGCUAUCAGGUUGCCAGCGCACCGUCAAUUUUUCAAUCAGUGAUGGACCAGGUCCUACAAGGGCAAGAAGGGGUGACUUGUUUCCUGGAUGACAUCUUGAUCACAGCCGACACAAAAGCCCUGCACUUAAAAAGGCUGGAGGCAGUGUUGAGCUCUCUUGCACGUUAUGGGGUGAGAGCAAAGUUAGCCAAGUGCAGUUUUCUACAGUCAAGUGUAGAGUAUUUGGGGCAUCGGAUAGAUCAAGAAGGCCUGCACCCUACUCAGCACAAAGUGGAGGCUAUUGUGAAUGCCCCAAAGCCCACAAAUGUCUCGGAGUUACGUGCGUAUUUGGGGCUUUUGAACUAUUAUGGCCGUUUUCUGAGAAACUUGUCUAGUGUGCUACAGCCAUUGCACACUCUGCUUAAAAAAAGAGGAAAAAUGGAGCUGGACGCCUGCAUGUGAAGAAGCCUUCAAGAAGGGUAAAGAGAUGUUACUGAGUAGCACAGUUCUGGUACAUUAUGAUACAGAGAAGCCGUUGAGAUUGGCAUGUGACGCAUCCCCGUACGGGGUGGGGGCAGUCAUUUCGCAUUUGAUGGACAAUGGGGAUGAGACCAGUUGCGUUCGCACCUGGGGAUGAGCGAAAGUAUGCGCAAAUAGAAAAAGAGGCGCUGGCAAUCAUUUAUGGGGUAAAAAAAAUUCACAAGUAUCUUUAUGGACGUAAGUUUACUCUCAUAAAAUAAGGGAUUUUUUUUUUACGACCC